AAUAAUGUCUGAUCAAUAGAUAGUCAUUAAAUAUAUGCUAAUAGGUUCAAAUAUGGUUGGAAAGUCAGCCUUUUUAGCUAGAUUUUGUGAAAAUAGAUACCUUUAAAUCUAUGAAGAAAGUAAAGGAGUUGACUUUAAAUAAAAAAUAUAUGAUAAUGGUAAAUGCAAAAUUUGCAUCUUUGACACAGUAUAGAAUAUAAAAAAUAUAUUUUAUAGCCGGGAACCAUGAAUUUGAGAUAUUCAUCUUAUGGAUUCUAUAAAGGGGCAUUUGGUUUUAUUUUAAUUUUUGAUAUGUCUAGGUAAAAAUCACAUAUAAAAUAAAUAUUAGACCUUAAACUUUAUAAGAUUUAAGAGAUGAUUUUAGUAAAAUUGCAUCGUAAUCAUCUUAAUGUAUUAUUAUUAUUUAAAUUGAAAUUAAGAUGCAUAACUUAUUUUAGUAGGAAAUAAAUCUGAUUCAGAAGUCAAUUAAGAAUAUAUAGAAACUUAGAGGGAAGCUUAAAAAAUGGCAAAUGAAUUACAUAUUCCAUAUUUUGAGAUUUCAUGUUUAACGGGAUAAAAUGUAGAUUUAGUGAUAGAAGAUUUAACAAAAAGAGUAUUGAUUCAAAUAGGAAAUGGUAAUUUGGGUAGUAAAUCUGGAAAUUAAACAUAGAAUAGAUAAAAAGAUGAAAAUAUUAGAUCUGAAAAUGGGUGUUGUUGCAGCAUAUUUUGAAAUGUAUGUUGUAAAUUUUAUUUUAUUUAUUAUUU
Paramecium sonneborni is the source of this 744-nucleotide messenger RNA. NCBI's taxonomy places the organism in Eukaryota, Ciliophora, Oligohymenophorea, Peniculida, Parameciidae. The record is from the annotation of a GenBank genome assembly.